AUGCGGAAGGCUCAGAAUGUUUUUGUGAGAUUCUCAAAUGAAGAUGAUUCCUUGAAGUCCUUGUCUCGUGAAAGCUGCAAUAUGGAAGGGGUUGCUUAUAGGCCUUUUCAAUGGUCAACGGAUUUUAUAGAAGAUGAGGAACCGGCAUUCGCUCCGGUUUGGAUCAUGUUACUUGGACUACCUCCAAAUCUUUAUCAAGAAUCGUUCUUACGUAAUAUUGUUACGCCGAUUGGAGUCUUCUUGAGGAGAGAUAAUGCGACACACUAUGCGACUCGAACAAAUGGUGCACGGGUGUGCGUUCUGAUGAAUAUAGAUCAGGAGCGGAUUCACUCCAUUUGGAUUGGGACGCCGAGGCAUCCAACUAUCAUUUUUCAAGAAGUUGAUUAUGAAACAUUGCCUGCAUUUUGUUCUUUUUGUAAGGUGCAAGGGCAUAAUUUAAAGACUUGUAAGGCUAACAUAAAGGAAGGAAAAGAGAGGAAGAGUUUGAAGGUUAUUAAGUCUAGUAGAAUCUGGGUGCCGAUGGAUAAAGAAGAGGACGUGAAGGUUAAUAAAGGGCAAUCGGAGAAUACUACAGAGUCCCCUAUUUUGGUUUUGGAAGACUUGGAGACAGAGGAGCCUGUUUUGGAUGGGGGUAAGGAUGUAGGGAAGUCAACGUUGGAGACUGAGGCAGAUAUCGAAGACAUGGAAGUUCCAGUGCAUAAGAAAGAUAUGUUGAUUUGCGGAGAACCCAGCGGGACCAUACUAGUUGAGGAGUUGGUGUCUUUAUCAACAACAAAUCAAUUACCAUUUGCUGAGAAUAACCCCUAG
Juglans regia (Persian walnut) is the source of this 807-nucleotide messenger RNA. RefSeq lists its product as uncharacterized. The record is from RefSeq and is a predicted model, not a curated record. The coding region runs from base 1 to 807 and encodes 268 amino acids. The transcript has a single exon. Lineage: Eukaryota; Viridiplantae; Streptophyta; Magnoliopsida; Fagales; Juglandaceae.